AUGUUCUUUAACGAAAGCUUCAGUAACCUACCAACCAGUACCCGUGCUAGCCACAUGCCUGACAAGAGUGCUAUCUACUUCAACGGUGGGAAAAGAGAAACCGCAACAAGCUCUCUUCGAGGAGACGCCAUGAGAAAAGCUUCGUCGAUCAAAUUCGCUGUUAUAGAGGAGCAUGCCGAUCAACCACCACAGAAUCCUAUGCGCCAAUUAAGUCAUAGCUUCCUGCCGUGCUUGACGGAACGAGCCGAAAGUGUAAGGAGUUUGAUGGCCUCAACAAGGUUUACUGAAUCUGAUCGAUCACUCGUAUUCGAAGGUGAUCAGCUUAUGGAUCUCCCAAUACGCCAGCUAAGCAAAAGGAGUUUGUUGAUGGCAUCAACAAGGCUUACUGAAUCCGACCGAUCACUUCUGUGCGAAGGUGAUCACCUUAUGGAUCUUCCAGUGCGCCAGCUCAGUAAAAGGAGUUUGAUGAUGGGUUCAACAAGUUUUAGUGGAUCUGAUCGAUCGCUGCCUUACCGUAUCGUAAGCCCGUUGCAACAGGCAUGUCCUCUAAAGUAG
Molecule: messenger RNA, 555 nt
Organism: Cylindrotheca closterium
Lineage: Eukaryota; Bacillariophyta; Bacillariophyceae; Bacillariales; Bacillariaceae
Source: the annotation of a GenBank genome assembly